Macrosiphum euphorbiae (potato aphid) is the source of this 945-nucleotide messenger RNA. The record is from the annotation of a GenBank genome assembly. NCBI's taxonomy places the organism in Eukaryota, Metazoa, Arthropoda, Insecta, Hemiptera, Aphididae.
AUGAAAAUGUUUGGGUUGAAGAGAAUUGUUGACGAAAAGGUCAACAAAACAGUAGAUAUGGCUUCAGAUGCUGCUAACUCUUUGCUGGACACAACGUACAAGGGUGGAUUAUUCUCAAUGAUUAUCAUUACCAUCGUAUGGGUGUCCAUAUUUCUGUACAUAGCAUUCUAUUAUGCUUACAUGCCUUCUCUCAUGUUCAGCCGUCCGGUUCACAUGCAGUUCAAAUCCUGUUACAGCAAUAAAGGUUUAUGUGAUUACCCUUCAGCACAUGUUCAGUUAACCAAAAGCCACCAGUUAUUAAUGAUUGGUCAAAAAUACAAAAUUACUGUUUACGUUGAGCUACCAGAAUCACCGGUUAAUGAAGAAAUUGGAAUGUUUAUGCUCUGUGUUCGUUUGAGUGACAAAUUCGGCUAUCUUGUAUCGUCUUCCUGUCGAUCCAGUAGAUUAAGGUACAUGAGCCAACUGUAUCGUGCUGUUCAUACAUUUUUUAUGGUACCAUUUUACCUGACAGGAUUAUCUGCAGAAAAACAAUUAAUCCAGCUGGAAAUGUAUACAGAUUUUGAAGAAGAUCAAUUACAUCCAGUUACAGACAUUUACUUCGAGAUGUUAAAUCAUGAUAUUCAAAUUUAUUCUGCCAAGAUAAACAUCAUUGCUAACUUGGGCGGUUUACGAUACCUCAUGUUUCAUUGGCCGAUAGUAUCGGCUUGUCUAGGAAUCGGAUCAAAUCUCCUUUUUGUAUUUUUUGUGUUUUCAAUGUCAUGGCGACAUAUAUAUGGAUCUGAAGUUUAUAGAAGUAAACCCAAUGAUCUUUUGGGCCGAACAGGCAUCGAACACUUGGAUGAAUUUGAUUCUGAAGAUGAUUCUGAAAUAUCAGAUGAUUUAUCUAAAAAAGAGUUUCUACCUUAUAGUUUUUCAUCAUCCAGUCUAAUGAUUCCUGAGCAAUAG